CUCGGAUGGCGCUAGUUCUCCUUUUGAUCUUUGGCCACUACCAUGCCCCGCGGACCUCGCCAUCACUUGAAGCGCAUGAGCGCCCCCAAGCACUGGAUGCUUGGCAAGCUCGACGGUAUCUGGGCUCCUCGCCCUUCGUCGGGUCCCCACAAGUUGCGUGAAUGCCUUCCCUUGAUCAUUAUCCUUCGCAACCGCCUCAAGUAUGCGUUGACCAAGCAAGAAGUGACCAUGAUUGCCAUGCAAAAGCUCGUCAAGGUCGACGGCAAGGUUCGCGUCGACCCCAACUACCCUGCUGGUUUCAUGGACGUUGUCGAAAUCCAAAAGUCGGGUGACGCGUUCCGCUUGUUGUACGACACGAAGGGCCGCUUUGUGAUUCACCGUGUGAACGAUGAAGAGAAGAAGUACAAGCUUGCCAAGGUCAUCCGCCAAGAAUUGACGUCCAAGCAAAUUCCUUACAUCGCCACGAACGACGGCCGCACGAUCCGCUACCCGGACCCGUUGAUCAAGGUCAACGACACGGUCAAGAUCGACUUGGAAACGGGCAAGGUGGUCGAUUUCAUCAAGUUCGAAACCGGCAACUUGGUCAUGAUCACCCGUGGUCGCAACGCCGGUCGCGUCGGCACUUUCCACCACCUCGAACGACAUGCCGGUUCGUUUAACAUUGCCCACAUCAAGGACUCGACUGGAGCUGACUUCGCCACCCGUGUCGGCAAUGUGUUUGUGAUCGGCAAGGAAAACCGCCCGUGGGUGUCGCUUCCCCGCGGCAAGGGUGUCAAGCUCAGCAUCAUUGAAGAGCGCAACUUGCGCGAAACCAAGGCUGCCCAAAAGCACUAAAGCAUCCAUGUCGUUGGCUCACGUAGGUAACCACUUGCUUGCAUUACAAUGAAAGGAGAACAUUGAGAUGCUUAUCGUCUUUGA
This is a messenger RNA of Aphanomyces invadans, 918 nucleotides long. RefSeq lists its product as hypothetical. Gene Ontology annotation, cellular component: ribosome; cytosolic small ribosomal subunit. Gene Ontology annotation, molecular function: structural constituent of ribosome; RNA binding. Gene Ontology annotation, biological process: translation. The transcript has 2 exons. Lineage: Eukaryota; Oomycota; Saprolegniomycetes; Saprolegniales; Verrucalvaceae. Bases 43 to 834 code for a protein of 263 amino acids. The record is from RefSeq and is a predicted model, not a curated record.